UCAUAAAGACAUACGUUGUUGUUAGCUGGUUAGCAUGCUAGCUAUCGUAGUGACUGGUGUUAGUGACAGAUGAAGAUUGGAGCUGUUUAAUGAUCAGCUGUGUAGAUGAGUAUAAAUGAUCAGAUGGGAUUCCCAACAACCCAAGGAUCCAAGCACACUGGAUCAUGGGUUAAUAAGAAGAGUCUGACUUCCAUGACUGAACCUCAAACGCAGCUGUUGUUUAAUCUUGCCAUGCCAACCACUGUCCUAAACCGAGCGACUCGAGUAGGAUCUCCAGCCCCUAUUGUUAUUGAGAAGCUUGUGUCAUUUAAGGAAAGGCAGGAUGACUGUGAGAGCUGCAGUAGCUCCUUACGCUUCUCAGUUGUUUCUGAGGAACGACUUCAGGACGCAGUGAAACUAGCCAAGCGAGACCUGCGAAGAAGACGACAGGAAUCCGUAAACAGUUCAUCACAUAAGACGAAAGAGAAGUCUCCAAAUCCAGAAAACACAAGAAAUGACCAGGAUGUCCUUUCUUCUAAUGAAAAGCAGAGAACAGGAGGCCCAAAGACCCAAACCAAAUCAUGCUCACAGGUGCUUGUAUAUACUCCUCAGAUGCUCUCUGUUCACUCUAUGGCUGAGCAAUGUCAAUCUCCUCCCACCAAGGAAUCUGGUCUGAAAGCCAGCAGUGAGUCUCAGCUCAGCAGAGAGAUCCGCAAACUACAGAGAGAACUGGCCUCGUAUGUCCAAAGGAUAGAGCAGCUGGUAAAUAAAGAGCGAUUGGUGGAGACUGUGGAGCCAGACGAGCAGCGCAGAAUAGAAAUCCGCAAACAGGAGCAGGCUGCACGCUCUGCACGGAUUAUUUAUGUUUUACAACAGCAGGUGAAAGAAAUUCAGGAGGAUUUGGAUAAGCUGCGUUCUCAAAGUGCAAAGCCUACCAAAAAGUGCAGGGCAGUGGACAGGCUGGCAGCGGCUCAUCGUGGUGCAGUCCGAGCCAUGCAGGCAUUUAUAAACCAGCUGUCAGAUCCUGCCGAGAGCAGAGUGCCCGCUCAGUGUAAGGAGCUGGGCCAGCUCAUACGCCAGCUCUCUCUCUGCUCUGCUAAGGUGGAGGUGGACCAAGGCUCAGCUGUACCAGAGACCACCCUGGACAUCCUGCAGAAGUUAGAAAUGUUGGACUCGGCUCUGAGUAAGCAGGAAAGUCAGAGAGAGAAGGAGCCGCGCAUGCAGAGUGUCUCUCCUGUCAGAUCAAGUUCUCCUAAGGUUAGAGGUAUCAGUAUGUCCCCACCUCGUGCUUCUCGUAACCUCGCUGGCAAACCUGCUCGUGGACCGAAGAAAUCAUCAGCUCCGAAAAAGGUCCAACUUGGUACAGGCAGGUAUAGAAGAGUGGAACGGCUUUCGGAUCAGGAGCGCAGCAAGAUUUUGAAGACUGGGAUCCAAAAACUGGUGCACCGGCGGGAGCUGAGAGAGGGAGAGGUUCAAAGAAGGCCAGAGGUGGACUUUCCUAAACCCCCUACUGGUGCAGCAUAUAAAAGCAAGCUGGGGGUUCAUGUUUGUGAUGCAAAGUUCCAGCAGCCCACUGUAUCGUCCAGACUUCGAGAAAGUCAGUUACCACAAAGAGAAGCUUCUGUACCCUGGAUCCCCACUUCUCCACACUCUCCUGAUAAACAACGCAAAGCUGUGCCAAGCAGGCCAGAGCCAAGAUGUCUCUUUUCUCCAGGGAAGAGCUCCUCACUGCCCACAGGUGUACAAACAACAAAUGUGCAGCCCAAAGAUGGAGGACAGGAAACGUCCAGCACAGACAGCUCUAGAAAGACCAACACAGGGAAGCUCAGGCUAGCCUGGCAGGAUACAAUGAGAGAAAACAGACAGAAAGAGCUAAAUCACAUCACUGAAGAGGAAACAGAGCUUGUUAACAGAACCAGGUUGGAUGUGGAUUUACCUACUCACUUGACUAAGCAAGCAGAGCUGGCAGGUGGAGAAAGAAUCCAACCUCUGUUUGCAUCUGUGCAGACUGCAGUGACUGCAGAUGUCGCGACUGAGGACUUGCUGGUGAAAGAGAACCAGCAGCUGUUUCAGGAGCCCUUGCUGGAGAACAUGCUACUGCGCAUGGAGCAAAUAGAGAAAGACGAGGAGGAUGUGUGCCGCCGCUUUGCCAUGAUCUCUUAUGACGACCCUCUACUCUGGGAGAUUAACACUGGAGCUCUGAGAAAAAAUGACAGUAGCAGACCUGUAACUCCACAGCCUAUCAGGUUAACCAGACCAGUUCAGAGACCUUCCUGUGCUGGAGACAUUAUCCUGCAGAGACCAGUAGAGACUGGUGUGGUGUCAGAAAGCGCCAUGCAGGAUGAGGAUCCACCAGCCCUUGUUCCCAGCAGUGCCUCAGGCCAGGUACAGCAACAUGGAGCGCUUCGGCUGAGCGUACCCUCUAGAAUGCAGGACAACAUCUAUAAGUACAGAGAAGACCAUGAUUCCUACCUGCGCCUGGUUUCCCAUGAGGCAGUGGGCAGUUUUAACCCUUGGGCCAUUGCUGAAGGUCUGGCGGAGGAGCUACUAAAUGAAGCCCUGGCUGACGUGGCGACAGAGUUCCAGGAUGUUUGCGGAGAGUAUGCAGAAGCCAUCUUCACCUCAGAAUUUCUCCAGCCAAUCAAGCCCCGUUCGCCUUCUGUGUCUUAGCAAUACGACCAAUACAGUUGUUUUUUAUGGUGCUAUUGAAAACAUUCUUUAGGCAGUUGCAUUAGGAACUCUUCCAAUUUCGUGUCGCUAAUGGUUUUGCUUCCUGUGUUGCCAGCUCCCCUUGAAAAUAAAUUACCUCUAAAUGCUUUCAUAAUUACAGUUAUUUUACUAUCUCCUUUACUGACUAUUUAAAAUGGCAACAUACUGCUGGUGUGAUAGUCGAUGUGAAUGCAGGGUGAGAAAAUGAUCAUUUUCAGAUGAGUAGUCGCUGUUAGUUGAGCAGCUUAUCACACCUGACUUUAUCCUCUGAGAGAGAAUAAAAACGUCACAGGAG
Molecule: messenger RNA, 2983 nt
Organism: Trichomycterus rosablanca
Lineage: Eukaryota; Metazoa; Chordata; Actinopteri; Siluriformes; Trichomycteridae
Product: KIAA0753 ortholog
Exons: 17
Coding region: 106-2649 (847 amino acids)
Biological process (GO): centriole replication; protein localization to centrosome
Cellular component (GO): centriolar satellite
Source: RefSeq, a predicted model, not a curated record